This is a messenger RNA of Plodia interpunctella (Indianmeal moth), 4916 nucleotides long. Its product is annotated as serine/arginine repetitive matrix protein 1-like. The transcript is spliced from 5 exons. Bases 148 to 4218 code for a protein of 1356 amino acids. The record is from RefSeq and is a predicted model, not a curated record. Lineage: Eukaryota; Metazoa; Arthropoda; Insecta; Lepidoptera; Pyralidae.
ACGCCCUCCCCCCCGAGACACACCUCCUAUCACAAACGCUUUCACAACAGGACUCUAACUCACCAUCAGGUUGACCACACACGAGGACCACCGGAGAGGAUUCACCAGCCUAAGACACUAUAUAAACCGGAGAAGUGUAAGCGACAAAUGCUGUUGGACGCCUUACGCCCCAAAAUUGGGGAAGAAAUGAACGAAGAAAACGUAACGUCUGAAAUACCUUCUCUUCAAGUAGAAGAUAAAGUAAAGGUGGUCCCUAAAUGUGCUGCAAAUCAAUUUAGCGGAAAUACUGGUAUAGGUGUAGGAAAUUAUAAAAUUGGCGACCCUGAUAAGAUUAAUGCUAACAGUGGUUCUCUGCUUCGUAACAAUAACAAUGGGCAAAUAAAAAAUACUACGAUGCAUUCAGAGAAGUUUUCUAAUACUGUGGAAAAUUGGUAUAAAGCCUUGGAUCCCACAUUAAAACUGGCCCCAAAUUCAGUCUGCAGUAUUGAUUCGGUGCUGGUUUGUGAUAAAAGAGUACCCGAUCCAGAUCAAAGAAAUACGGGAAAAUUUCCUCAGAUUCGUCACAGUGAACACCAUACGACUGCGGUCAAAUUGAAGUCUAGUGCUAAGACUGUCCAUAGACCUUGCGAAAUCUCAAAUAAGGAGACUAUAGACUGUGGAAGAAAAGAACAUCGUAGUAAAGGUAAACAAUCUGAGAUUGCUAAUGAAAACUCACGUCCGAAACUUGCAAAAAUUGUCAAUAAACAUAAAAUUGAAUCUGAAAAUAGUGAUUUAAGAUAUCGCAGAAUUAAUGCCGGUGACACUAUUACCAGCAACAAUUUUGAACAUCUUCCUAUUGACCAAAGGAGAGAAACGGGGAAGGAAUCCGAACUCUCAUCUAAUACUAUUGAUAAUAGAUACAAAGGUUCACAGCGUGAAUGUAGUAACGAUUGUAAGGAUAGUAGAGAUAGUGAUAAAGGGGGGAGAAUGCGUACCUCCGACGUGGCAAAUAUUAGUGUGGUUCCUGCUUUAAAGAACGACAAACUGCUUAUAGACACAACGAAAAAUUCCGAAGUGUUUGCAUACACCAUUGGCAAUUGGUAUCAAGGAUUAACUAAAUAUACCAACCCACUCAAUGUAAAUCCAACUAGUGAUGAAAUCGAAACAAUUAAUACAGUUGAUAACAUAAAUGAACCUUUAGAUAGAAAUAAAAUUUACACAGAUGUUAACCCCAAUAUUGAAAUUGAUUAUAUUACUACGGGUAAUAAUAUUUUUAAUUCAAUUACUUCAAAAGUAGAAAAUAAUUUAUUUGUUGAUAUAACUCAACGUGAUUUUAGUCAUAACAAUGUUACUUCUGAAAAUGGAAACGUUUCCAAAACUGAUAAUUGCGAUAUUAUAAAUUAUAGGAAAAAGGUGGGUAAAAUCAAACCUGCUACAUUAUCCUCCAUUAAUCCUAGAAAUGUAAAAAGCAUGACCAUAGGAAAGCCAGAGCAAAUGAAUCAUUAUUUUCCAAUCACAACAAAUACACCUACGAAACCGUUGAAAAAAGAGUUUAAAAUUAAAUCCAAACAAGUAGGCGAACUUAAAACGAAGAAAACACUAAACAAUGACUUUGAAAAUAAAUCCAAACAAGUAGCCGAACUUAAAACCAACAAACCGCUCAAAAAUGAACUUGAAAAUAAACCGGAAAAAGUAGACAAACUUACAACCAAGAAAGCACCAAAUAUUGAGCUUGAAAAUAAAUCCAAGCAAGUAGACGAACUUAAAACCGAAAAAAUGCUGAAAAAUAGCCUUGAAAAAGAAUCCAAACAUUUAUUCAAAUGUCACAAUAUAUGCAAAGAUUCGUCUGAUGAAGUACAGACCGAAAUUAAAAGUAAUGCGACUCUGUAUGACAACGAUAAAUAUCUUUUCGAAAUGACAGAUAUGUCUAAAUCUGAUAAUAUUCAGUCUAAUAACGUAGAAAUGAAAAUUAUUUGUAAGUCACCAGAAUUAGAACCAAAUGAUUCCUUUUCCACUUUUGUUGCUAAUCAGCAGAACUUGUUACGAUUGUUGGAAUCUGUUCCUGAAUCUAAAGUAGUACACUCCAGUAUUUUGUCUUUGACUGUAUCACAUACUCAUAAUGAUGUACAGUGUACCACAGAGAUGACUGGACAUUCAAAGCAAAACGUACAGAAUAUUGAAGAUUCAAACAGUGGAGAAGUGAUUAAUGAUGAUUCUAUUGUUAUAGAUGAAUCCAUUCAAUCUGAUUUAAUUGUUAGAGAAUCUAUGACAAAGAAUUCAAUCAUUGGAGUAAUAAAUAAUAAUGAUUCUAUUAUGACUGCCACCGACGGACCUGCUAAAUCUGAUUUGUCUAUUCAAUGUUCAGUGACGAGGAAUUCAAACAGUGGAGAAGUAAAUAAUAAUGAUUCUACGAAGACUCUUACAGAGGAAUCGCCUAAACCUAAUUUGCCCGAAAGCUUUGAACAUAAAACAGAAACUAAUUUAACCAUAACUCACAUAACUGAUACUGAAAGGCGAAAGCCAAAAGACCACUUUGUGCUAGCAGAGCUUUCUAACAAUGCCUAUAUCUUUCUAACAUUCCCUAAAAAUCAAUUAACAGUAGGACAAUCAACAGUAAAAUUACAAGAAAUAGAAAAAGUGAAAGAGAAAGGGAACGAACAUUUAGCUGUAGGGGGUAGGAAGGGUAAGAAGAAGGAGGUGAAUAAGAACAAUCUUAGAACUAUGCUUCUGGAAAGUUUGUUAAAACGGCACGAUGUGGACCGGGGCUUACCGGGGCCUGCAGGCGCCUCACAUGAGGUGGAUUCCACCAUACCGUUCAGUUGCAUCACAACCCCGGAGGUUGUGGCCAGUUGCAACACCACGUCUUCCACGCAGGCCGCCGUCGCCGUUGACCCCAAGCCUCGCAGCGUGAUAUCGAGUACGUUCAACGGGCUCCCGCUGUCGCGGCCCAACUACGGCGCGACCUCCGCCGCCGACGACUACAAGGUGCCUAUAUUCACUGUGCACUACCGUUUACAGAAAUCUCUAGACGAAAACGGGAACGCCGUACAAGGAAUCGGCUCCCCCGUCUCGGGGUCUAGUCAGCACAAGAAGCCGCGGAGGAAAAAGUCCUCGAAGAACGAGACCGUGAUCAAAUCUCACCAGAUCGACGGCUACCAGGGGAACAAGGAUCUCAACGAGGUGCUGCGGUUCAUCGAGUCCAACGCGGACGCCGGCCGCGGCGGCAAGUUGCGCGGCAAGCACAAAGACGACGACGACAAGGGCAAGAAGAGGGCCGGCGACCGCCGCAAGCCGCAGGAGAAGGGCAAGCGGGCCUCCUCGCUCGAGGAGCUGUCGCGGACCAAACUGGAGGAUCUCACGGACGCGCCGCAGCCGCCGCCCGCCAAGCCCGAGCGCCGCUCCUGGGGCGACGACUUCCGCGCGCCCGAGCCCGAGCCCGACGACUUCCAGACCGUCACCAAGCGGCGCAAGCGGCGCGAGCGACCGGAGCCCCGCCCCCGCGCGCCCGAGCCCCGCCCCCGCCGCGAGUCUGCGCCGCCUUCCGACCGCAGCGGCGACUCCAACGACGACAUGGACUCCGUGCACUCGCUGCCGGCGCCGCCGCGCGCGCCGCUCGCCGCGCCGCACGCCUCCUACGCCGACAUCGCGCGCACGCGACACAACAUCCCCGACCUCAUCGAGUCGUGCAACUUCUACGCGGAGGGCGAGGCGGGCGGCGACGCGCGGCGCCCGGAGCCGGCGCCGCAGCCGCCCGACGCGGACGGCUACCCGGCUCUGGAGGCGCGCGGCGGCGGGCUGCGGCGCGGCAAGCGGCCGCCGGCGCCGGCGCCGCGCCGCGACCGCAAGGGCCCGCCGGCCGCCGCGGCGCCCGACAGCGUGGCGCCGGACGUGGUGGCGGACCGGCGGCCGCCCGUCAUCCUGCUGGACUCGGCCGCGCGCCCCGGCGACAUGGACGGCGUCACGUUCGGGUUCGACAUCAACGAGCAGCUGCUGGGCGGCGGCGCGCGGCGCCCGCGCUGCGAUCUCGUGCGCGACGCGCCGGACGCGGAGCCGGCGCCGGACGCGGAGCCGGCGCCGGCCGCCGUGCCGGUGGCGGCCGGCUGCCGUCCGCUGCGCUACGUGGCGCCCGACCCGCCGCCAGACACGCACCAUCUGCAUCAGAUCAUCGAUUACGUCGGUGCAGCAUGGGAGGACGUGAUCCGCUGCGGCGCCGGCAAGGUGCGCUACUUCAGCGAGUAGCGCUACAAACUAUGUGACCUCUCUAACGCGAACCGAUAUACAGUGAACACGUGACUCGAGUGUCGAGUGAUUGUCGCCUGUGUUGUGUUGUAUCUUAGGGAAUAUAAGUCAAAUCUUCCAUAGUGACGCACCGCGCGGAACAAUAUAGAAAAUGUUAAGUGAAACGGCUUGGAAACGCCAAACGAUUACCUUCUUACUUAGUGUUUUCGCUGUGAUUAAAGGUAAUAAUUGUUUUCGCUUAUGAAUAGGAACGAGAGCUACCUUAAGCAUUUAAUCAUUAAACUUGCACAUAUAAAAAAAGUAAAAAAAAUAUUGAAAUUGUUAUUAAUUAGUCGCCUCGUAAAUUAUUAGGUGUUUCCGACCUGGCGCGGCAAUGUGUUAUAAAUACAUGUCUUACGUUACAUUGACUUAUGCCAUAAAUGUUCACCAAUUGAAUUCACAAUAUAAUGAUUCUGUGGGACUGUGCUUAAUCUCGAAUUUUACUCCUGAUUCUUGUAAUAUAAUUUCUGAUUGAAUGACCUAUAUGUCGUCAUUUAUUUGUAUACUACCGAAAACGCAAGAAUAUUUUCGAGUACCGUAAGUAGUAAUAACAUGUUAAAAUUUUUAAUUAAGAAAAUUAGCAUGUAUAAUUUAUGAGAAUAGCCAUGGUCGCGCCGGGCCGUGUCAGAAUCGUUUUAGUUUGAGUUGGUGGAGUGUAA